GACUGCAGAAUAAACUAAAGCACAAAGUCAAGAUCUGUAAACAGAACUCAUGAACUUCUCAUGCAGUUAAUUCCAUAAAUUUUGAAAUUUUAGGCCAAAAAUCUUCUCUCUCUCUCCCCCUCCUCUGCACAUCUGCCCAUUAAACAAUCAAAAUGGCAGAUUCCCAAUCAUCCCCUCCACUCCAUAGCAAACACCCAUAAUUGCACCCAACAAUCAACAAUCAAUUUUUUUUUAUUUGCCCAUCCCCCCCCAAAAAAAAUCCUCUUCAUCACAUACAUACCAACCUCAACUUCCUCUCCUCAACCUUUCAAUUCACACACUAUCUAUCAAUCUCCAUCACAACCCUUUUCUCUUUCCACCACCACAACCAUCUUUUUCCCACAACCCAUUAUGAACAACCACCACCCUUCUUCCUCCACCACUUCCACCACCACCACCACCUCUGUCAAUGGCUUCUACAACUUCCUCACCCGAGGCCUCGAGGAUCUUCACUCCACCUUCCCCUCCUCCUCCUGCAAUUCCAUGUCUCUCCAUUUUCUCCAACACGUUCUCUCUUUGCUCCGGUCCUUCCAUUCUGAACUUACUAUUUUAGUCCAGAAGCUCAGAUUACCUGUAGGAGAGAAAUGGCUCGACGAGUACAUGGAUGAGAGCUCGAGGCUUUGGGAAGCUUGUCAUGUUCUCAAAGCCGGGUUAUCCAACAUGGAAGGUUUUUACUCUGCUGGUUCUAAUGUAGCAUCCUCCAUUGAUGACCAGAUGAUUACUCCACAACGUUCCCGCCAGGUUAUUCGGUUGAUCACUGGUUGCCGAAGAGAAGCAGUUGGAUUAGAAGAAGAGAACAGGAACUUGAUGGAAACAAGAAUUCAACCAUUGUCUCUAAAAUUUGAUGGGAAUGUCUCCAUAGAAUCCAGGUUCAAUGCCUUCAAUGGCUUUCGAGGCGUGCUCUAUGCAAUGAGGAAUGUGAGCUCAUUGCUCUUGAUGAUCUUGUUCAAUGGACUUGUCUAUUUUUGGCCUCAAACAAACUUCUUCCAUGGAGAUUGUGAGGGACAGAUGGUUUUUGGCUCGGCUUUCAUGGUCUCAGCUGCCAGGUUACACCAAAGAGUGGUGGCGGAGAUGAGUCAGAUGAUCAAUGGGAACACGGGGAUUGUGCUUUGUGAGUUCAGAAGGGCGCGAAUCGCCAUUGAAGAGAUGAGAGAGGAAUUGGAGAGAGUUGUGGAGUAUGGGAGAGAAGGGGAUGAUGUUCAUGACAAGGUUGAGGAAUUGAGGACUGGCUUUGGAGUGUUGAAGUGUGGGGUUGAGAAUUUAAUUAUGCAGCUUGAUGACUUCUUUGAUGAAAUAGUAGAAGUGAGGAAGAAGCUUUUGGACAUGUGCACACAUGGGUAGAGAGAGAUGGGAGUUCAAACUUUGCCAAAAAAGUCUAAUUGUACCGAAAGAACUGGAUACAGAAUACAAAAAUGUGGGAUAAUAUAAUUAUAAUUAUAGAUGCGAAUAAAUGUUUAUUCACAUUUAUAUAUUUUGUGUCCCGUUCUUUCUAUGCAUGUAACAUAGUUGCGUACUAUGUGAAGGCACAAUGCAAUCUGUUCAAAUGAGAUGAGUCCUAUCAAUAUGUGUGGAUAAGAAAUUUGUGUCUGAUUCUGUGAAUGAAUUCAGUACACAUAGCAGGAUUGAUGAAAAAAUCGGUUGUUAGUUUAGACAUCUUCAUCUAUAUUGUUCUUUUUAGGAAGAAUUACACCAAUAGUCAUUGUGAUUUGUUUUCUU
This is a messenger RNA of Camellia sinensis, 1755 nucleotides long. RefSeq lists its product as uncharacterized. The record is from RefSeq and is a predicted model, not a curated record. NCBI's taxonomy places the organism in Eukaryota, Viridiplantae, Streptophyta, Magnoliopsida, Ericales, Theaceae.